Messenger RNA from Diaporthe citri, 249 nucleotides. RefSeq lists its product as uncharacterized. Bases 1 to 249 code for a protein of 82 amino acids. The transcript is spliced from 2 exons. The record is from RefSeq and is a predicted model, not a curated record. Lineage: Eukaryota; Fungi; Ascomycota; Sordariomycetes; Diaporthales; Diaporthaceae.
AUGAGAGACUCCAAGUUUCGCUGGCGCCAGGUCAUCAUCUACAAGGGUGUAUACAAGGGUGAAGUGGACUUCGUCAGAGCCAAGAAGGACACGGAUAUCUUUGAAUACAAACUCAAGUUAACCAGGCAGCGUGACUCACCUACAAGCGAGGAUUGGUAUGACAUUGAGACUAAGUACAUAAUGGAGGCUUUGGACGGAGACUUGGAGGCGGCCCCUCCGGGCGAGACCUUGCCACCAGAGGCACCAUAG